Melospiza melodia melodia is the source of this 1191-nucleotide messenger RNA. RefSeq names its product SREK1 interacting protein 1 (gene SREK1IP1). Lineage: Eukaryota; Metazoa; Chordata; Aves; Passeriformes; Passerellidae. Gene Ontology annotation, molecular function: nucleic acid binding; zinc ion binding. The record is from RefSeq and is a predicted model, not a curated record.
CCCGUACGCAGUUCGGAGAAGAGGGGGAUGAAGUUGCACAAGCCGGAAGAAAGGAUGAAGGAAUGAGUCCUCGGCCGGAGCCUCUCCGAGAUUCACUGAGAAAGAAAGUGUCUUGGGAAAGACCCGAAGGUUUCUCCACACAUCUGUGGUCCUCCACCGUGGCUUCCGCCCUAGAGGUGCUAACCCCCUGCCUUCCCUGGGAGUGGUACGGUCCGGGAGUGCGCCGGGCAAAGCCUUCCGGCGGGGAGAGGCGUCGCUGAGCGUGCGGGCCGGUGCAGUCGGGAGAGAGCGGCGGGAUGGCGCUGCCGGGAGGAAAUAAGGAUAAUAUCAGAGCUGGAUGCAAGAAGUGUGGCUACCCUGGUCAUCUGACGUUUGAAUGUCGAAACUUCCUCCGAGUAGAUCCUCAAAGAGAUAUUGUUUUAGACGUUAGCAGCACUAGCAGUGAGGACAGCGAGGAAGAGGAACUGCAGAGAUUACAAGCCAUGCGUGAAAAAAAGAAUCUAAAUGAAGAGGAAGAAAAAAAGAAACAAAAAAGAAAAAGCAAAGAGAAAACAAAAUUAAAAAGAUCAAGGAAAAGAUCUUCCUCAUCAAGUUCAGCAGAAGAAGAUGAGCCAAAGUCAAAAAAACAAAAAUCACACAAAAAAGAAAAGGAAAAGGGGAAAAAGCAUAAAUCAAAGAAAGGAAAGCAUCAUAAAAAGGAGAAAAAGAAGAGACGAAAGGAAAAAAGUUCAUCUUCUAACAGUUCAGACAGUUCGAGUAGUGACUGACAUGUCUAUUUUUGCUUUUGCUUCUGCAGAGAAGAUGAUUUUCCUUUCAUAGCAAGUUUAUUUAUGCUUUGCAAUGCUGUUUAAAAAUGGGAUAUUUUUUUUUUGAGAAAUUUAUUUUGAGAAAUCUAUUAGCAUAUGUCAGUGCAUCAGAUCAUUAGAUGGACCAUUAUUUGAAAAAAAACUGCUUUUCUAUUUCAGGUUUAUUAAUACUAAACCAUGCAACUACUUCUUCACCUUGUUCUUAAUUCAGUUGUGAUUGUGUUUGAAAUCCUUUACAGUAGGAUGCGGUAAAUUUCAGUUCACAAGCUUUUGUUUAGAAAGAUAUUAACUGAAAUACGCUUAAUGUCAGAAUGGUUACAUCAAAUUUGUAAAUUCAAGUAAGAUUUUCUAUUACCCUUUAAAUAAAUAUAUGUUUUACACAACA